AUGAGAAAUGAUAAAUUAGAACAUGAUCUUCCGCAGCAAUCGAGCGAUAUGGUCAUGGUCAUGCCCUCCGAAACGUUGCAUUAUUUUUGGUAUCGUGUUGGUAUCACGAUAUUGACUUUUUGCCACGUCUCAAACCACCACAUGUCCAUCUUCUUUGGCUUUGGCAAAGUUUUAGAGAGCUUAACGCAAAUAUGCUGUUUCUGGUCUAUGGAUUAUGGAAUCACGCUGGAUGUAUUAUCGGAGCAUGAUCAAGGUGGACAUUUUAGCAUCCAUCGAUAUCCUUUUAUAUUUGUAUUGGCGGCCGUUGUCGCUGCUGGUCAUCCUGCACUAUAA
Molecule: messenger RNA, 333 nt
Organism: Radiomyces spectabilis
Lineage: Eukaryota; Fungi; Mucoromycota; Mucoromycetes; Mucorales; Radiomycetaceae
Exons: 2
Coding region: 1-333 (110 amino acids)
Source: RefSeq, a predicted model, not a curated record